AUGGUACCAACCCUCGCUGAUCAGGUCACAGUCGACCAAGUCGGAAAAGGCGAAUAUGUCUCCCGCCUCAACCCCGUCCGCAUGGGCAACGCCAUGCCAAUCGCCUACGGAGGAUGUACAGCAGCCGUCGCUACUAACGCUGCCUGCCGUACCAUUCCUCAGAACAUGUCCCUCUAUUCCCUCCUCGGCCACUUCCACGGCCCUGCGUCCACCGAUAAGAAGCUGCACUGCAGCGUGACCAACAUCAGAGACACUCGCUCCUUCGCCACCCGCAGGGUCCAGGUCAAGCAGCAGCAGCCCAACGGCGAGUUUCGCGUUUGUAUGGAGGUGCUGGCCGACUUUCACGUCAAAGAGCCCGACACCCUGGUUUACUCUGUUCCUACAUGCUCGGCGUGGCCCAGAGCUGAGGACUGUCCCGACCUGGGGACGCUGAUCAAGGGCUUGUUGGACAAGGGUAGUGUUACUGAGAAGCAGGGCAACGAGUUUGCUACAUCUUUUAGUGCGAAUGCGGAUUUCUUCGAGACCAGAUACUGCACAGAUGGCGUCUCCGCGCAAAACCUCUCAGGAGCCUCGAAGAAGGCCGUCACAACGCAGGACGAUCGCCACAUCACCGAGAAAGUAUCCGCAGAGUGGCAGCGAGCACUGGGGCCACUGGAGACGUCAGUAGACAACAUGAGCGCCCUUGCAUUCCUGAUGGACGGCGGGCUAUCCUUUCUGCCAUUGAGCCACGGCCACAUGUGGUUCGACGACACAGCGGCAUGUUCCACUCUGGACUUUGCACUGCGCAUUUUUGUUCCCGAGGUCAAGAUGGGCGACUGGCAUAUCAGAGAACGUAAGACGUCGCGAGCUGGGGGCAAUAGGACGUACUCGGAGGGGAAGUUGUGGGAUUCGCAUGGAAGUUUGAUUGCUUCGAAUACUCAACAGUCUAUCAUGAGGAUGAAGAAAGGGGCCAGUGUGCCUAAGCUUUGA
Fusarium sp. VM40 is the source of this 969-nucleotide messenger RNA. NCBI's taxonomy places the organism in Eukaryota, Fungi, Ascomycota, Sordariomycetes, Hypocreales, Nectriaceae. The record is from the annotation of a GenBank genome assembly.